AUGCGACUUUAUGGAAUAUUUGGAAUAGUCCUGUGUGUCUGUGUUCUACUAAAGGAAAAUCAGUCCGGAGGGAAUGGAGACGGAAAUGGCAAUGAAAAAAGUGGAGGCAUUUUGUCCAGUUUAACUGGUUUACUCUUCGGUGGCAGUAACACGAACAAGGAUGGGAACGAUGUGGAAAAUGGAGAAAAUUCCCAAAGCGACAAUAACAACCAGCGAACUGGAGAAGACACUGGGGAGAAUGAAGAAAAUGGAAAUGAGGACGAGAGUGGGACUGAUGGUAGUACUGAUGGGGAAUCCACAAAAAACAGUUGCAUCUUGUGCAAAGACAAUGAUGAAACUGGAGAUGAUGCAGAAGCUGGUGAUGAUGGAGCCAAAGGGAAUGAAGCUGACAGCAAAAAUGAUGAGAGUCUGGGAAAAAAAAUAUUGAAGAGCGUUGAGAAUAGAUUAUUGAACAGGGAUGAUGGGGAUCAAGGGGAGAAUAAUAAUCAAAAGGAAGGAGAAUCAGAAAAUAGUGGGGUAAUAAAAAUGGCUGAAGCUGUUGGUAAAGUUCUCAUUGGGGAUAAGGACGAUGACUGCAUCCUUGAUUCCACUCUCGGAAAAAUAGUGACAGAAAGCAUGGGCGCCUCUGCGAUCAUUCCAAAACUAAUAAUAUGUAAAAAAUUGCUGUGAAAUCGGGAGGGAUUUCAUCUAGAUCAUGAGGGUUGCCCAUCAGAAUAACAACUCAAAAUAUAACCUCAAAUGACAAUAAAAAAUAUUACAAUUGAAAUAAUUAUUGCUUAAAAAUAUUACAGAUGAGAAUA
Messenger RNA from Fopius arisanus, 800 nucleotides. RefSeq lists its product as uncharacterized. The transcript has 12 exons. The coding region runs from base 1 to 669 and encodes 222 amino acids. The record is from RefSeq and is a predicted model, not a curated record. NCBI's taxonomy places the organism in Eukaryota, Metazoa, Arthropoda, Insecta, Hymenoptera, Braconidae.